GGCACGUGUGGCUAUUCUCUUUGGCAUUCAUAAUAUUUACAUUCCAUUUGAUUCACCAAACAGAAUCAUUUCAAUUUCAAAUAGAAUAAUAGACGGAUAAAAGAAAAAGAAGAAAAUUAAAUAUAAUAUUGUGGCUGUUCGUAGUGAUUGCGCACCUCAAGGGGAGGUGAAGGAGAGCAAUCAUUGAUAACAUCGAGGAAAACUAAAAAAAAAAACGAGGAAACAUUCACCGAGGUGUGAAAUAUUAAAACAAUUAUACAAUCGCCGCGCCAUUCAACCGUUUUGCAGCACCACAAAACAACAAUCCCUUUUAGUUCCACGAUGCUUGUAUAUCUGCGAACAGCCUGGAGAACAUUUACCAAAACUAAUGCUGCUGUGCGGGUCAUAAAGAAAUUCCACCAUAAAGCCUUUAGUGAAAAAUAUUUACUACUGACCAAUGUGACAAUCUCGCUGGGCUUAAGUAGUGCCGGCGAUAUAUUGGAGCAACAAUAUGAAAUCUAUUGCGGUGAAUUGGAGAAAUGGGAUCGUACGCGAACAUCACAUAUGGCUGUUUCGGGCAUGACUGUGGGUGUUAUAUGUCAUUAUUGGUAUCAAAUACUUGAUUCACGUCUGCCAGGACGCUCCCUUCAAAUGGUUAUGAAGAAAAUUGUGCUGGAUCAGUUGAUUUGUUCCCCCGUCUAUAUAUCGGCGUUCUUUAUUACGCUGGGAAUCUUGGAGAGAAAAUCCAAAGAAGAAGUAUUUGAAGAAAUGAAACAGAAGGCAUGGAAGUUGUACGCAGCAGAAUGGAUGAUAUGGCCAGUGGCACAAUUUGUGAAUUUUUAUUGGUUACCACUGAAAUAUCGAAUCUUCUAUGACAAUAUAAUUAGUUUGGGUUAUGAUGUGUAUACAAGCCAGGUCAAGCACACGGAUUGACGUUGUUCUUGUUGGCUAAUUGUUUGUUUACAAACAUUGUAGGUUGUAUAUUUGUUUUUUUUUUUUUAAUUUAAAUGUGUUAUGCUAAACGACAACAAGUACCUCAUAAAGAAAUUCUUCAAAAGAAUUAAAAAAAGUAUAUUUAAUUAGGGUAAUUAUUUAUGAUCUAUGUAAAGAAAUUGACGAUACAUAAUUUGUACCUUAAUACAUAUUAAGUAAAUCAAUAAAAUAAUUGAGGACCAAGUU
Musca domestica (house fly) is the source of this 1158-nucleotide messenger RNA. Its product is annotated as mpv17-like protein 2. Gene Ontology annotation, biological process: mitochondrial ribosome assembly. The record is from RefSeq and is a predicted model, not a curated record. The transcript has a single exon. Gene Ontology annotation, cellular component: membrane; cytoplasm. Lineage: Eukaryota; Metazoa; Arthropoda; Insecta; Diptera; Muscidae. The coding region runs from base 322 to 912 and encodes 196 amino acids.